Messenger RNA from Arachis duranensis, 500 nucleotides. RefSeq names its product auxin-induced protein X10A-like. The record is from RefSeq and is a predicted model, not a curated record. Bases 81 to 362 code for a protein of 93 amino acids. Lineage: Eukaryota; Viridiplantae; Streptophyta; Magnoliopsida; Fabales; Fabaceae. Gene Ontology annotation, biological process: response to auxin. The transcript has a single exon.
CAAAUCAAUAGCAACAAUCAUUCUUCUUUACACACUUUGAGAUCAUUUUUAUUGUUGUUUGUGUGAAGCAACAUAAAACAAUGGGCUUUCGCUUACCAGCUAUUAGAAGAGCAUCAUCUGCUGUUAGCCAAGAAUCUUCCAAAGCUGUGGAAGUUCCGAACGGCUAUCUCGCAGUCUAUGUUGGAGACAAAAUGAAGCGGUUUGUGAUUCCAAUUUCAUAUUUAAAUCAACCUUUGUUUCAAGAGUUACUAAGCCAAGCAGAAGAAGAAUUUGGAUAUGAUCAUCCAAUGGGAGGUCUCACUAUUCCUUGCAAAGAGGAUGCUUUCAUGGACCUCAUCACUUGUCGCUUGAAUGGAUUAUAAGUAAUAUUAAAGGAAACUCACAUAGGCUAGUUGAGAGACAGUUUUGUACAGAAGGCACUUACAAAUUUCUUUUUAUCCUUCUUUUGAAUUGGAAACUACCAUCUCAGAGAGAUGUGAAAGAUGUAAAUAUUAAAAAUU